This is a messenger RNA of Prorocentrum cordatum, 1338 nucleotides long. The record is from the annotation of a GenBank genome assembly. NCBI's taxonomy places the organism in Eukaryota, Dinophyceae, Prorocentrales, Prorocentraceae.
CAUCUACCUAACAGGUCUUCUUUCGGGGCCUCGGUCUGUAGUAGCUCCCUGGCCUCCCGGGCGCUCUCUUUGGCUCAAGCGUUGUAGCUCGAGCCUUGCGAGCGAAACCUGAAAUCUUGAACACUGUACACUCCUUAUUCGACGCAGAAAGCCGCUGUGGGUAAACAUGCUCUCGCGAUUUCUGCUUGUCGGGGCCGUGCUGGCUGCAGAGGCCAGGGCUUCUCAAGUCAUGUCCAGCUCGCAGGCAGAGUUCACGUUUGUUUCGGAUGCUCUCGACUACGAUGACUCCGUGCAGCGCUGCAGGGACCUCGGCAUGGAGAUGGUAAGCAUCACGAGCGAGGAGCAGCAGGCACGUUUGGCCCAGUUCCUCUCCACGCAAUCCACAGCGGGUUCUCAGCACGGCUACAUCAGGGUUGGUCUUCACUCACCCGGUUCAUGCGACUGGCAGUGGACCGAUGGGAACGCGUUCCCAGAUCCUCCUAACAGAGGUCCCGAGUGGUUGUGGAUCAGCGCAGGUGAGCCGAAUGGAUGCAGUUCAAAUGAGAAGUGCGCCAUGACUCGGACCGACUGGAACGGCAAGUUGAACGAUUCGAAGUGCUGGUACCUCACCUACUUCGUGUGCGGCGCUGCCACUGCCGGAGGGGCGGGCGCAGGGGCGGGCGGGGCUGCUGCCGUCGGCGAUCCCCACCUGCAGAAUAUCCAUGGCGAGCGGUUCGACCUGAUGAAGGCGGGCGAGCACGUUCUGAUAAGCAUCCCUCGUGGAGCGGCUGCUGACAGCGCCCUGCUUCGCGUGCAGGCCGAUGCGCGCUGGUUGGGUGGACAAUGCGCGGACAUGUACUUCCAGCAGCUCAACGUUACCGGGUCGUGGGCAGAGGCCAAGCAAGCCGGAGGCUACCACUACAGCGUAUCGCAGCAUGACGCCAAGAGUCUGGAAUGGGUUGCCUUCGGCAAGGUCGAGCUGAAAGUCGUGCAUGGACGUGCGGACAGCGGCCUCCUGUACCUGAACUUGUACGUGAAGCACCUGGGGCGAGCGGGAUUCACAGUCGGAGGGUUACUGGGCGAAGACGAUCACGGAGACGUGAGCGCUGCGCCAGAUUCAUGCGCGCAGCGCCUGGCCCUCGUCGCGGGAACGCGCGGCGGCGGAGGCGCAGAGGUGGCUUCGGUCGCAGUAGCAAGCCUCGCCUGACCAUGACGGUGUUGAGGUCGCUACUUAUCUGGGCUCCCGCCUCUGCCGCGGACUCUUCGGGGUCCACGACAGGACAUUCCGCUCCUCUGCCCUCCUCCCCCUCGUUGUGGGGGUGCUUUCUGGUCCCUCGCGGCCAUCUCUCGGAUGCCUCU